AUGAUAGAUUUACACGCUCUCAAAGGCGAGAUGAUCCAGAUUUUUGCUGGAAAAUAUGCUGGCCAUGAAGCUUGGAUGGAUAAUUCGCAGACAUGGCAUGUGAACAAAGGAACAGAUACAGCACCUGUCAUUGUCCGUCUCCGUAAAGGAAAGGGACUAGUGCAAUCAACCAUCUGGAAGAGCUCUUUUCAAGGUUUUGACCCCAACGCAAGUCCCCAUAACUACACCAAGGCUGUCCUUUGUCAACGCCCAGGAAUCAAGAAAAACCUCGUAUGUGUAACCCGUCAAAUGGCCCAGUGCAUAGGUGCCCGCCAGAAACAAGGCAAAAUGGUUAAAGUGAUGGCCGAGCACUUAGAAGAUGCUUUCAAGCUCCAGGAGUCUUGUGGAGCCGAUGCAAUUUGUCGCAACAUUCAAUACCCCGAUCCUAAUGAAAAGGAAAUUAGCUCGAUGAUCAGUGGGAUGGAGCAGGAAGUCAAGGCCGCGAUUGAAGAGAGGGGUGCAAUCCUAAACGCAAUGGAAACGAAUAGUAACAAGAGAUCUGCUUCCGGCAAAACUGGAAAUAAUGAAAAGAUAUGGAUGGAUAAUUCGCAGACAUGGCAUGUGAACAAAGGAACAGAUACAGCACCUGUCAUUGUCCGUCUCCGUAAAGGAAAGGGACUAGUGCAAUCAACCAUCUGGAAGAGCGCUUUUCAAGGUUUUGACCCCAACGCAAGUCCCCAUAACUACACCAAGGCUGUCCUUUGUCAACGCCCAGGAAUCAAGAAAAACCUCGUAUGUGUAACCCGUCAAAUGGCCCAGUGCAUAGGUGCCCGCCAGAAACAAGGCAAAAUGGUUAAAGUGAUGGCCGAGCACUUAGAAGAUGCUUUCAAGCUCCAGGAGUCUUGUGGAGCCGAUGCAAUUUGUCGCAACAUUCAAUACCCCGGUUAG
This is a messenger RNA of Cylindrotheca closterium, 927 nucleotides long. NCBI's taxonomy places the organism in Eukaryota, Bacillariophyta, Bacillariophyceae, Bacillariales, Bacillariaceae. The record is from the annotation of a GenBank genome assembly.